Messenger RNA from Scomber scombrus (Atlantic mackerel), 2923 nucleotides. RefSeq names its product cleavage and polyadenylation specificity factor subunit 7-like. The transcript is spliced from 7 exons. Lineage: Eukaryota; Metazoa; Chordata; Actinopteri; Scombriformes; Scombridae. Gene Ontology annotation, molecular function: mRNA binding. The record is from RefSeq and is a predicted model, not a curated record. Gene Ontology annotation, cellular component: mRNA cleavage and polyadenylation specificity factor complex. The coding region runs from base 354 to 1460 and encodes 368 amino acids. Gene Ontology annotation, biological process: mRNA alternative polyadenylation.
UUUGCAUUAUUUGCUCAACCAUCGAAGCAAUAGUUGUUGUCAGAAACUACUUGUGUGUGCACUCAUACACGAAGGGCAGUGCAUGUAUUUUCAUUGUUUCCAUUAAAAUGUGACUUCUUGAAUUUUGUCCGCUUGUCGUAUGCUCGGUUUAUCACAGUUAGUUUGAGCUACAUUAUUGUUUUCCUCGGAUUUGAGCGGAACGUUGUUUGACGUUAGCUAACAUUAACAAAGUUGAAUAAUGACAGUGCCCCUGCUUGUCGAGAUGCAGUGAUAUGUUGCCUAGCGUGCAUGUGGGAAUUAGAGGCUACACUGACACCAAAACAGCUGCAUUGCCAUCAAUUUAGGCCCUCGGGAUGGCUGCUGCACAACCUGCAGCUGGACCAAGUACCUCUCAAAAGGAUCUCAUUGAUAUCUACAGUGACCUGCAUUCAAACGAGGAGGAUUUGGACAGAAUUGCUGAAGCAAAUGAACUUUUUGAUGCUGUCCUGACUGGCUCAGUCGAUCAGGACAAGAAAGUCAGCAGAAAUGUGGUCCCUCCUCCAAGUAAAGAGACUCCAGGUAAAGAGACGGAUAAGCAAGAAGAAAUGAAAACCCCAAAAGGGGGAAACUCAUCGAAGAGAUUAUCUUUAUAUAUUGGAAAUUUCCCCUGGUGGACAUCUGACAAGGACCUCACGUGCAUGGCCCAGACAUUGGGCGUGAAGGACAUCAUGGAGAUCAAAUUUGCUGAGAACAGAAUCAAUGGCCAGUCAAGAGGCUAUGCAGAAUUGGUGGUGACCUCAGAAGAGUCCUUAAAAACAUUGUUGGAAAAAAUACCCCAAUGUGAACUGAAUGGGGAAAGGGUAGACUGUCGCUUUGCUACUCGACAGAACCUCACUGUGUUUGAGGACGUAGCAAACAAACGUAUACCCCUGCGUGCUAAUGCCAAAGAUCCUAAGGAAUCUCCAGACUCUUCUGAUAAAAUUCCCUCAUUAUUAUCACAGGAGCCCAGCCCUCCAACUAUACCCCCGCUUUUUCCAUCACAUCCACUUGCAAACAGGUUUCCCUCACUACCCAGCCCGUUCCUUGGUCAGCCACCUCCUCCCUUCCCACGUAUGCCGCCAACCAUCCCUCCACUCCUGCCACCCCACUUGUUCCCUCCCCAUCCAGUUAGCAUUCCCAUCCAACUACCUCCCAGUCUGCAUAUAAAUCCAGCAUUCUUCACAUCAGCACAAGACGGACACAGUAGUAAAGGUUACAGCCAGCAAAAACAAACAUCUAAAAGUACAGAUGGAGAUUUUGAGGAGCUGAUGAACAGAAACAGAGCUGUCGCCAGCAGUGCCAUCACCAAGGCUGUGUCAGGAGCAACAGCUGUGGAGUUCAAGACCAAGCUUUGGCUGGGCCACUCAAGAACACUCAGAGACUUGUCACAAAGCUGCUCCAGUGUUGUCAUGACUGUGUGCUUUGGGGCAUUCUCGUCCUGAAAGGUGAAUCCUCACCCCAGUAAAGGUUUUGUGUGUCUUUGUGCAGCUUUUCUUUAAGGGGCCUCUCUUUAUUUGUUUCUGUGUGUUCCCUCAAUCCCAAUUCCCAGUCUCUACUGCUCCCAGCUAUCAGUGUAGCACAGUAUUGAAACCACCACAUUUCAUCACAUGGAUGGCAGCAUCCAAUUGAUGAGCAGUAGUUGUUUUCAGCUCACACAGCACUUGGUAAUAGUGCAGAGUUUAUUUUUAGUCCUUUUGAUGCUUUUGCAAACUCAAAGGCAAAUACAUUAUAUACUAUACUUUUUUUUUUGCUUAUGUCUAGCCACUGUACCACAAAAACGUGAUCAAUGUAGUGCUGCCUGUAGACAUGGUUAAACAUGUAAUAUGUAUUAAGUCCAGUGUGCUCCUGGCAACAUCAGUGCUUCAGUGCUUUGAAAUGUAUUUAUUAUUUGAAAAUUAUACUUUUCCUUAAUAUGUGCUUUGACACAGACAUUACUUCAAAAGCCUUGGAGUCAUGGAGUCCCUUGAACUUUAUGUGUGUAGCUUUUUUCAAUCCAGUUGAAUCAGAUAAAUAAGCUACAGGUACACUUCAGUUGUUCAAGUGGCGUCUCAUCAAAGAUGAUCAAAGGGAAAAAAGGAGAAAAGGAGAAACCACAAAUGGCUUGUGUAUAUCUUUAAAUAAAUAAUUUAAGGUGGAGUUUGUAUAAAUAUUCAAAACAGCCUUAUUGUGUUUUGAUUUUUGGCAAAAUGCAUUUUAAUCCAUUUCAUUAGUCAACACCAAAAUGUGGCAAAUAUAGAGUCCAAACACUACUUGGUUAGUAUUUUCUUGUUGGGAUGUUGGUGUGUAAGAUGUUUAAAACAUUUUUCACAAUGUUUUCAUAUGAGCAGUGUGAUUAAAGCACAUUAAUAACAAGCUAACAGUUGGCAGCAGAAUGUGCCUGAUGGAAACGCAAUGCUUUGUUACAAAUACUGUAUGAAAGUUAGUAUGAUAGUAUAAAUCUCAAGGUGUUUUAGUAUUAUCUAAGCAGCGUGAAAUAAGCUGUUGCUGGAAACUACAUGUUAAAAUAGAGAUUUUCACGGAUGCACCAUGUAAAAUGUUUGUGCUGAAAAGUGAUGAAUGACAACCUUUUGAUGAGCUGACAAGUCUUUUUGUAACUGAAGUCCAAAUGGAUUUCAGUGCUUGAAAUUUCUAUAUCUUCACUUUACAUGGCGGUUAAUGUUGCUAUGAAUUUUUACAUUUUCAUUAACCAUAAUUGUAAAAAGUGCUUACUUUUUUUUAAUUUAUUUUUUUAAACUGUCUUUAAUAUCUAAUUUCUCAAACUACUAAUGCAGGAGAUCUGCGGGUGGCCAUGGAGACUUUAUUAACUGCCAUUGCUAUCAUUAAGCAGUCCAGAGUGUUUGGAGAUGAACGCUGCCAGGCACUGGUCACCUCACUCAAAGACUGUCUAGUCUCCAUUCAGGGCAAC